Messenger RNA from Egretta garzetta (little egret), 519 nucleotides. RefSeq names its product family with sequence similarity 180 member A (gene FAM180A). The transcript has 3 exons. NCBI's taxonomy places the organism in Eukaryota, Metazoa, Chordata, Aves, Pelecaniformes, Ardeidae. The record is from RefSeq and is a predicted model, not a curated record. Bases 1 to 519 code for a protein of 172 amino acids.
AUGUUUUGGAAGACUUUGCUGCUGCUGCUGUUCUAUUACAGUGCUCAUGCCACUGUGACCCACAGAUGGAGCAGAGCUAUGCUUUUCCCAGCUGCUCAGCGAUUCAAGAGGUCCUCAGCUGCCUUCCUUAAUCCAGUGCUACAAAACUCGCUGGAAGAUGUGGUCCUGCUUUAUGAGUUUCUUUUAGCUGAGCUUGACAUUGACAAACGUCAAAGGAUCUCCAUCAAAGAUGAGGAGCUCGCUUCACUGAGGAAAGCUGCUGAGUUUGACACCAUCUGCAAUGAGAUUAUCCCCAAGAGCAUCACAGAGAUCCGCAGGCUGAGUAGCAGGCUGUCUUCCUACCCAAGGGCCCUGAAGAACGAAGACUUUGAAAGGACAGUGCUGACCAUGGUCUACACAGCCUACAGGGCUGCUCAAUCCCAGGGGCACCAGAAAGACGCUUGGACUGAAUCGUUUGUCAGUCUUUACAAAGCCCUGAAGCACGACUUGAUGUUCCCAUACAACAAAGAGCCAUCAUAG